AUGAAGUUUUUUUUGAAAAUAGAUAUCUAUCUAUCUAUCUAUCUAUCUAUCUAUCUAUCUAUCUAUCUAUCUCAGUUUCUUCAUAUCUAUCUAUCUAUCUAUCUAUCUAUCUAUCUAUCUAUCUUACUCUGCUUGUUCAUAUCUAUCUAUCUAUCACGACGCAAACAGAAUCAUAUGUCCCACGCGGGCAGCUACACAGAACGACAUGACAAUGGCGACCUUUGGUUCAAAGCAGCCGUUAUCGCAGUGCCUAUAGCCGGGGCUUUCAUUCUUACACUCCUUGUACUCAUUGCAGUACGGAUGCUACGGACUGAUAACAAAAGACACCGACGCCUAGUGGUCACUCAACGCGAUCGCGGUUUGACCAAGGCUCAACUGUACGUGGCUGACCACUUCAGCGAGAAAUGUGAUCGCGUUACGACGUGUCCCUCCUUUGCGGAGAAAGCUGCCAGCUUGUACAAGGACGUUAACACAAAGAUGGACAGGGACGGUAAGAUAUACGAACGAGUCAACGAAAAAGAUAUACUCCAACAGCAUCAACAUCAGCAACAGCAACUUUCGCCUUCUGUGAUAGUCUGGGGUGAACAACCGAAACGAAAUUUUGCUACAGUCGUAUAG
Acanthosepion pharaonis is the source of this 618-nucleotide messenger RNA. Lineage: Eukaryota; Metazoa; Mollusca; Cephalopoda; Sepiida; Sepiidae. The record is from the annotation of a GenBank genome assembly.